AAAACUAUUGUUCUAUUCUACACGGAUCAAAUUAAAAAAAAAAAAAAAAAAAACAGCAAGCAAAUGGCUCCAACAAUGGCUAUAGCUGAUUCCAAAUCUACAGCGACAACGAAGAAAGAGGAAGAAGAGUUCAGGAAGAGAAACCAGGAGUUGGAGAAGGAGUUGAAAGAGAGCAGGGAAAGAGAGGAGCAGAUGAGAAACGAGUUACAAAAGAUAUUGGAAAGGCUAAGGGUGGCGGAAGAGGCAGAGGAAAGGCUUUGUUUUCAGCUGGGAGAGCUCGAAGCAGAGUCCGUCAAUCAGGCCCGUGCUUACAACGCCCACAUCCUCUCCCUCAUGAACCAGCUCUCGAAGGCUAACGCUCUCGUCAUCAACCACCGCAACGCUGAUCCCAUCUCCAUCCUUUGAUCUUUAAAUUUUUGGCUUCUGCUUUUGUCUAAUGUUUUAUUAUGUAAACAAAGGGCGUGAGACGCGUAAAUCACUUGAUUUUGUGUAUGGAUUCGUACAUAUAUUAGUUUUAGUUUGUUGUUAAUAGGAAAGGGCCGGUGAGCUGUGUAACAAUGUCAAAUAUUCAUAUAUUUGUUUCAGUUUUUCGCUAUUGCAAACGCAAGGGUUAUCCCUCGUUGUCAAACUCAACAAGUUUGCGGCCUCUGAUUUCUUAUGUUUUCAUUCUGGUAUGUACUUGGCGUCUAAUAUUCUUGUUUUUUAUUUGAUUUUAUUUGAUUUUUUUGCGUAAAGCUCAGGGAGAAAGGGGAGCCUGUUCUGAUCCUUUGACUCUGUAAGGGCCAAAAAUAAACCGUUGAAUUUCAAUCAAAGUCGUGGUUCUAUUUCUCUAUAUGUCAUUUUUUU
This is a messenger RNA of Durio zibethinus, 846 nucleotides long. Its product is annotated as protein RESPONSE TO LOW SULFUR 2-like. The record is from RefSeq and is a predicted model, not a curated record. Gene Ontology annotation, biological process: cellular oxidant detoxification. NCBI's taxonomy places the organism in Eukaryota, Viridiplantae, Streptophyta, Magnoliopsida, Malvales, Malvaceae.